Molecule: messenger RNA, 849 nt
Organism: Drosophila obscura
Lineage: Eukaryota; Metazoa; Arthropoda; Insecta; Diptera; Drosophilidae
Exons: 1
Coding region: 1-849 (282 amino acids)
Source: RefSeq, a predicted model, not a curated record
AUGCCACCAGUUACUAAGCGAGUGCGUGAAAACACCGACACUGACCUCAAAUCAGCACAAAAAGCUGAUUCUCUGUCGCCAAGCCUUCUGCAACUAUUGGACAAACGCCUAAAGGAGCAGACGGAUCUCAUUGCAACAAAAAUGGAAGAGUGCGAAAAUCGGUUAUGUGAUUUAUUAGCCGAAAAAAUAGGCACUCUAACUGGACAAAUAAAGCAGCUUAGCGACCGGGUGGAGUUCCUUGAAAAGGAGUUGGGCGAGGCUCGAGGAAUAACGCAAAGAGUCGCCGAUCUAGAAGCUAAGCUAAGUCACAAGCUAUCUGUGCAAGAAAAUGCAAACAUCGCCUGCGAUUUGCGCAUUCACGGUGUCCCCUUUGUUGAAGGCGAAAAAUUGAAGCAUAUUUUCAACACCCUAUGCUUCAAUUUAAAUUUAACCCCAGCGCCUACCAUUAAGGACAUCUACCGCAUGGGAAAAGGACGGAACCAACCACAGUCAAUAGUUGAUCCGGUAAUAAUCGUCAAGCUCGAUCACUUACGUGAUAAGGCUGCGCUGCUCAGAGCAAUUGGCACGCUAAGGCGCGAAACGCAGCAAACACUGACCCUCCAGCAACUUGGAUUGGACUCCCCGGCCCCCGUUUAUGUCAACGAGCAAUUAACGAAGGAAAACUAUUUGGUUUUCAGGGAAGCUAUGAAGCUGAAAAAGGCUAGGAAACUAACGGCUGUGUUCACGCGAAGAGGAGUAGUACAUGUCAGGGCAAGCCAAAACGGUGAAAUCAUUGUUCUAGAAAACAUGAACCACCUUUCCAUGAUACCAACUUGUUCCUUUCGCCAUCAAGAAGGAGAGCAGCAGUGA